This is a messenger RNA of Salarias fasciatus (jewelled blenny), 1631 nucleotides long. RefSeq names its product excitatory amino acid transporter 1-like. Gene Ontology annotation, molecular function: glutamate:sodium symporter activity; neutral L-amino acid transmembrane transporter activity; L-glutamate transmembrane transporter activity. Gene Ontology annotation, cellular component: plasma membrane. Bases 36 to 1616 code for a protein of 526 amino acids. Gene Ontology annotation, biological process: L-glutamate import across plasma membrane; L-aspartate import across plasma membrane; D-aspartate import across plasma membrane. The record is from RefSeq and is a predicted model, not a curated record. The transcript has 10 exons. NCBI's taxonomy places the organism in Eukaryota, Metazoa, Chordata, Actinopteri, Blenniiformes, Blenniidae.
CAGUUGAAGCGUCCAACAGUCAGCUGAAGACCAGGAUGCAGCGCUUCAGGGAAGGCAUUCACAUCCGCACCAUGAAGGCCAAGAGGAAAGUGGAGGAGAUCUCCAAGGAGGACGUCCAGGCCUUCCUGAAGAAGAACGCCUUUGUGCUCUUCACCGUGGGAGCGGUGAUCGUGGGUAUCGUGUUGGGAUUCGCACUGCGCCCCUAUAAGAUGACCUACCGAGAAGUCAAGUACUUCUCCUUUCCGGGAGAGCUGCUGAUGAGGAUGCUCCAGAUGCUGGUCCUGCCGCUGCUCGUCUCCAGUCUCAUCACAGGAAUGGCAGCUCUGGACAGCAAAGCCUCGGGGAAGAUGGGCAUGAGAGCCGUCAUUUACUACAUGACCACGACCUUCAUUGCAGUCUUCAUCGGAAUCAUCAUUGUGCUCAUCAUCCACCCUGGAAAAGGAUCUAAAGAUGAGUUUGGAAAGCAGCAGACCAUCGAGCAAGUCAGUCCUGCUGAUGCCUUCUUAGACCUGAUCAGAAACAUGUUCCCACCGAACCUGGUCCAGGCCUGCACUCAGCAGUUCAAAACUAAAUAUGGAAAGCGAGCGGUCCAUGUGACAGUGACAGUGAACGAGACCCUCUUCAACUCCACCAAUGGGACCCAAGAGGUGGUGGAGAUCACCCGGGAGGAAGUGAUCCCAGUGCCGGGUCAGGUGAACGGGGUCAACGCCCUGGGGCUGGUGGUCUUCUCCAUGUGCUUUGGUUUGAUAAUUGGCAAUAUGAAGGAGCAGGGCCAGCUCCUCAGGGACUUCUUCGACAGCCUCAACGAAGCCAUCAUGCGCCUUGUUGCCAUCAUCAUGUGGUACGCUCCCAUCGGCAUCCUGUUCCUCAUAGCUGGAAAGAUUGUGGAGAUGGAUGACCUGACUCAGAUGGGUGGUCAGCUGGGCAUGUACACCAUCACAGUCAUCAUCGGUCUGCUGAUCCACGCCGUUUUCAUCCUGCCCACCCUUUAUUUUGUCAUUACUCGUCAGAACCCCUUCAUCUUCAUCGCCGGUCUCCUGCAGGCUCUGGUCACGGCCCUGGGAACCUCCUCCAGCUCUGCCACACUUCCUGUCACCUUUAAAUGUCUGGAGGAGAACAACAAGAUCGACAAGCGGAUCACUCGUUUCGUGUUGCCUGUGGGCGCCACCAUCAACAUGGAUGGGACCGCUCUGUACGAGGCGCUGGCGGCCAUAUUCAUAGCCCAGGUCAACAACAUGGAGAUGAACUUUGGUCAGAUCAUCACCAUCAGCAUCACGGCAACAGCCGCCAGCAUCGGCGCGGCGGGCAUCCCUCAGGCGGGCCUGGUCACCAUGGUGAUCGUACUGACCUCCGUCGGUCUCCCCACGGACGACAUCACGCUCAUCAUCGCGGUCGAUUGGUUCCUCGAUCGCCUGCGAACCACCACCAAUGUGUUGGGGGAUUCUAUCGGCGCUGGAAUCGUGGAGUUUCUGUCCCGACACGAGCUGCGCAGCAGAGACGUGGAGAUGGGGAACUCGGUGCUGGAGGAGAAGGAGCGGAAGAAACCUUACAAGCUCAUAUCACAGGAUAGCGAUUUCGAAAACGACAAACGAGCCCACAGUGAAUCCAACAUGUAGCUCCACUAACAUCUG